CACAACUCCCCCCACACUUUCCGCUGCUGCUCCUGACUCAACUUCCCCUUUGGCCCUCUGUUUCAUAUCCCUCUCUUUUGCAAAAAUUGCUGGCACUUGCUUCACCUCAUACUAGUUACAUGCAGCACUAUGGUUUUAACACCCACUUCUUCUGACAAGAUCUUGGAAAUCACCUCCCAGCCUCCUCAAAGCUUCUGCACAUCGCCAGUGUUCACCCAAGGAUGGAUUCUCUGCCAUUGCUCAUCUGUGUUGGUGCCGUUGUGUUAACAUCAUGCCGUGGAUUCAGUUUGGAUACAGAAAAUCCCAUCAUCUUCCGAGAGAAUGCCAAGGGCUUUGGGCAGACCGUUGUGCAGUUUGGAAGUGGAGUAAAUGCUGGGGUGUUUGUCGGUGCCCCACUCCAGCCUGGAGAUGUGGAUGAAACAGGAAAGCUGUAUAAAUGUCAACCAACACAAAGCAAAACUGGCGGAUGUGAGGCUGUUGUGUUGCAAAGACCUGCUGAUGCCGUGAACAUGUCUCUCAGUUUGUCUCUCUCAGCUCAAGAUUCUCAGUUGCUGGUGUGUGGUCCCACGGUGCAACAGACUUGUGGUGAAAAUAUAUACCUCAAGGGCUACUGCUUUCUCCUUGAUCAGAAUUUGGCAGAGGUGAAGCGCUUUCCUGAGAGUUUGCCAGAAUGUCCAAAGCAGCCCACAGACAUCGUUCUCCUGAUAGACGGUUCAGGAAGCAUUCAACCCAAUCAGUUCUCAGAGAUGAAGACAUUUAUAUCUAUGAUCAUGAAACGUUUCCAAAAUACCAAUACCCAGUUUGCCUUGUCCCAGUACGCACGUUGGUAUCGAGAAGAGUUUACCUUCCUUGACUUCCAGAGAGUCAGAAAUCCUGAUGAAUUACUUAGACCAGUUACGCAGCUGCGUGGGGCAACUUUGACAGCUACAUAUAUCCAGAGAGUGGUGCGUGAACAAUUUGUCACAGAAAAAGGAUCCCGGCCCGGUGCCUCGAAGGUUCUCAUUGUGAUAACUGAUGGAGAGAAAUCAGGAGACCCCUUGCAGUACAGUGACGUCAUCCCAGAGGCUGAACGAGCUGGCAUUAUCCGCUUUGCCAUUGGGGUGGGGAAAGCUUUCUCAGGAGGCACAGCCAAGCAGGAGCUUAUCAGUAUUGCCUCUCAACCAGAGGAUGACCAUGUUUUCCCAGUGGACAACUUUGAUGCUCUCAAGGACAUCCAGAACAAACUUCAGGAUAAAAUUUUUGCCAUUGAAGGGACACAAUCCAAAGACAGCAGCUCCUUCCAGUUAGAGAUGUCCCAGGAGGGAUUCAGUGCCUUGCUGACCCCGGAUGGCCCAGCAUUGGGAGCAGUAGGAGCCUAUGACUGGUCCGGAGGGGUCUUCCUAUAUGGAAGUGGUGGCGAAUCAAGCUUUAUCAAUAUGUCAAGAUUCAGUAAAGAAAUGGAUGAUGCCUACCUUGGUUACUCACUGCAAACAAUUCGGUUGAAUGGACAGAGCAGUUAUGUGUUGGGGGCUCCUCGUUACCAACAUGCUGGCAAGGUUGUCUGGUUCAGCCAGGAGAAUGGGCAAUGGAAAGUCAAAUCAGAGCUGUCCACAAAAGAGCCCAUCCAGAUUGGCUCCUACUUCGGAGCUGCACUUUGCUCUGUGGACCUCGACAGAGACACCAACACGGAUCUGGUUCUCAUUGGCGCUCCUAUGUACUACGACACCAUGGCUGGAGGGAGGGUCUACAUCUGUGAGAGGAAGGGAGAGUCAUUUCUCUGCAGCAAAGAAUUGCAUGGAGAAACCAACAACCCCUUUGGCCGCUUUGGAGCUAGCAUAGCAGAAAUAGGUGAAAUAUCUGGGGACCGAUGGACAGAUGUGGCAGUCGGGGCUCCAAUGGAGGAUGAGAAUCGAGGAACUGUGUAUAUAUUUCGAGGAAGCCGGAGAUCCAUAAACCAAGAAUACAGCCAGCGUAUCAGAAGUUCCCAGUUUGCCAAUAAUCUUCAGUACUUUGGCCAAGCGAUUGGUGCUGGAUCAGACCUUACUGGAGAUGGACUUCCAGAUGUUGCAGUGGGAGCUGAAGGACAAGUGCUGCUGCUCAGGUCUCGACCUGUGCUCCAAGUGCAUUCCAGGAUCACCUUUGAACCAUCUAUAAUCCCCCUUUCUGCCUUUGAGUGCAAGGACCAGGGGGUCUUGAACAAGGAGAUCAGCAAAGCAACUGUUUGUCUCGCUGUUAAGUCGGACCCUCGGUUUACAUUAAGCAAUAGCAUUUCCAGCACCAUCCGGUACACUUUGGCCUUGGAUUAUGGUCGAAGUAUGAUCCGGGCUGUUUUUCAAGGUGGUUCAAGCACCUCCACCAUCACUGAAGAGCUGCAAGUGGACCUUAGGGAAAACUGCAAGGACUAUCGCAUAAAGUUGCCGACCUGCAUAGAAGACAGUCUCACUCCUUUAAGCCUCCGGUUGAAUUACACCCUGACAGGAGAUCCCAUUCAGGGUUCUAAUAACCUGCGAGCCAUCCUAGGUGAAGACGAGCCCCGUCAGUUUACGGAAUAUCUGCCUUUUGAAAAGAACUGUGGCAGAGAUGGCGUCUGUAAAGAUGAAUUAAAAACUUCCUUCAAUUUCUCUGGUCUGGACACACUGGUGGUGGGCGUGACGACUGAGGUCAAUGCCACAGUUUUCAUCCGAAACGAUGGAGAAGACUCCUACAGCACCACUUUGAACUUCUUAUAUCCUUCUGCAUUAUCCUACCGCAGGUUCACAUUAUUGAAGUCCAACAGGCUAUUUGCGGUCAUUAAAUGUGGCUCCGUCCCUGCUGCUGAAGAUGACCCUGUAGGGAACAGUACUUGUAGCAUCAAUCACCCCAUCUUCCGAAGUGGGGCAGAGGUUAUCUUCAUUGCCACAUUUUCCAUAUCUCAGAAUGCAGAUUUGGGUCUAGAGGUGCAGAUCAAUGCUACAGCGGGCAGUGAAAACAGUGGUCUCAUUACACAGGACAUGAUUCACCAAGAAAAGCUUCCCGUCAAAUAUGCUGUAUAUAUCUUUGUCAACGCUAUUGAUAAAUCAACAAAGUAUGUCAAUUUUUCUGUUGGACAGGAAAAUCAAAAUCGAACUGUGGAACAUAUAUACGAGGUGAAGAAUACAUACCAACGAAAGGUUAAUGUCUCCGUGGUGUUUCAGUUUCCUGUGGAACUGAGUGAGACGUGGGUGUGGAAUGCAUCCCUAGAGUUUCCCAAAGAGUUGUCCCACCUGGCUAAUUGUGUCCCAGGAAAACAGACUCCAGGUUCCAAGGAUUUUGUGAAGCAACUAUCUAAGCGUCCUAUUCUGGACUGUUCUGUGGCGACCUGUAAAACAGUCCACUGUCGCAUCCCAUCCCUGGAGCAGCAGCAACCGCUACAAUUCACAAUCAAGGGGGACACUGGGCUCAAGUGGCUCUCUCAGACCCAACAGAAGAAAGUGACCCUGGUGAGCUCGGCACAGAUUUUCUAUGAUGAGAACAAAUAUACUACGAAGAAAGAAUUUGUACAGAGUCAGGCAAACACUGUGCUGGAGCAUUUGGUGCCCUACAACUACCUGCCCAUCAUCAUUGGCAGCAGCAUCGGAGGACUUGUUCUCCUUGCUCUGAUUAUUGCUGCUCUCUACAAGGUGAGGAUUGAGAGAAAUACCUGCAGAGGUCAACCUCCUGUUCAUGCCACAAGAUACAUGGUUCUUGGAUUCUUCAAGCGACAGUAUAAAGCAAUGAUGGAUGAGGCAGGUGAUGUGGGCAAUGAGGCAGCUGGACCUUCACAAGAUCCUACUCCUCCUGCUACUAAAGGAUAA
Molecule: messenger RNA, 3791 nt
Organism: Anolis carolinensis (green anole)
Lineage: Eukaryota; Metazoa; Chordata; Lepidosauria; Squamata; Anolidae
Product: integrin alpha-M
Exons: 30
Coding region: 222-3791 (1189 amino acids)
Biological process (GO): cell adhesion mediated by integrin; cell-matrix adhesion; cell-cell adhesion
Cellular component (GO): external side of plasma membrane; integrin complex
Molecular function (GO): integrin binding
Source: RefSeq, a predicted model, not a curated record